This is a messenger RNA of Cryptosporidium ubiquitum, 9060 nucleotides long. RefSeq lists its product as uncharacterized. The record is from RefSeq and is a predicted model, not a curated record. Bases 1 to 9060 code for a protein of 3019 amino acids. Lineage: Eukaryota; Apicomplexa; Conoidasida; Eucoccidiorida; Cryptosporidiidae. The transcript has a single exon.
AUGAAAGAUUUAGAUUUAAGUUUGAUUGCUUCAAAAUUAAGAAAGUUAAAAAAUGAGUCAGAAAGCAAAGGAAAUUUAAGCAAAGAAUUACUCAUUUCUAUGAAUGAUGCAGUAUUAUUGAAUUUUCUGAACGGUUAUAUGAAUGAGGUAGAAGAAGAUUCUGGAACUUACAGUAAUAGAAAAAGUUUACUUUCUGUUAAAUUGGUGAAUGAGUUCUUGAAUGCUGCAAAAAAGAGAUUAACCAUAUCAGAGUAUAGAAUGGAAAAAGAGGAUCCAAGAUUUUUAAUGAAUGAGUUAAGACAUGAAGUAGAGGAAUGUCUAAAAAUUACAUCAAAUUUUGUUUUCCGAGUUUCAAAAAUUAAUUAUUAUAGAGAAUUGUUUUCGAGAGAGUUCCCCAAUAUAUUAGGAGUUUUGAUAAAUAUAGCAGGUUCAAGUUUACUAGAUAUUAAGUUGAGAUGCCAAAUUUUGCAAGCAACUCUGGAGUUAAUGAAAAAUCAAAGUGAAGAUAAAAUUUCUCAAAGUAUUCACUUAAGAAAAUGUUUAUCCAAAGGUGAAGAGGAUAAAAUAAUUAGAAGGUUAUGGAAGUCUUUAUGUCAACAUAAGAAAAUGUAUUUCAUUGAUUUGUUUGAUCAAUCCAAGGAAUUUGUUUUUUCGUCCUCUUUCAAACAAAACAAAUAUAAUGACAACCCAUCAAUAUUAUUAAUCACUUUAAUACUUGAAAUUUACUCAAAUUUCUUGCAUUUCCAGAGAUAUUUAACAGAUAAGAUAUUAAAAAAUAUUUCCAUUGAAAUUUUAUGUGGAAAUUGUUUAGAUGUAAUAUUUGAUUUAUCAAUAACAUCUAAUCCAAAAAUUGACUUUUUGAGUGGAAUAAUAAUAAGAUCAUUGUUAUUAGAUUCAAAUGAAAGACAAUAUGAAUUAAUCAAUAAAAAAAUUAAGAAUAGUGGAGUUUUGUUGAUAUAUUUGGCUCGGAUUAUAUAUGAAGGGUUCAUUAAAAAUGUGGGUCAAACAAAUCUUGAUAAUUGUAUAUUAUAUGCUCAAAUCAUCUCAAUAUUAUCACAAUAUGAUUCAGAAAUCUAUGAAUUUAUUAAAAAGGUAUUUCCUAAGAAAUUUUUUAAGAUAUUUGAUAAUAGGUGGUUUAAGAAACAAGUUUUGAUGGAAAAUUAUAUCGAAUCCGAAGGCCAGCUAAAUGUGUUACCUUGGUUUCCAACAAGUUGUAGUUGGUAUAAUAUAAGAACGAAUGUAUUAGCAAAUGAUUCACCAAGUUCUAGUCAUAAUUUUAUCAAUUUGAAGAAUAUCAAGUCUAAAAUAAUUAAUUAUAAUUUUUCUGGCUUGGAUAAUAUAUUAAACCAGAACUUGCAUCUUCUAUUUAGUAGUAUAAUCCAAGAAUCAAAUACUAAUGAUAUAAUACAAAUAUGUUUGGAAAAAUAUCAUCAUAUAUAUAAUAAUUCAAAGAAUUUAAUUAAUAAUUAUUUUAAUUUAUUAUUUAAAGAUCAAAGCAGUUUCUAUGAUUUUGAGUAUACAAUAAGAAGGUAUCCAGACUUUACCUGGUAUAUAUUUUGGGAUCUAUGCCAAAAUGAUUAUCAGGAUCAACUUGAUUUGAUUUGGGAUCAGACAGUUAAAAGUGAAAUUAUUUCAGUACUAAUUAAAGAAUAUAACAAAACCAUAAUUGGAGGAAAACUUUCAAAAUCUAGUGGAUGGAAUAUUGUGCAUUUUUUCCCUGAAAUACCAAAGAUUUCAAAAGAAAUCCAAAUUUCAGAUUCAAUAUAUUUUCGUUUACUAAUUCCAACCCUGAUUAAAAUAAACCAAGUUUCUGGUUUAUUUCAUUUAGAUAUGGAUAAUAACAAACUAUUUAGAGAAAAUUCAAGUUUUUGUUUGAAUCUACAGAGUCCAAAACUUAUUAAUAUUGGAAAUUUGUUUGGAUACAACUUUUACUUGGCUUUUAAAAAGUUAAAAUUUCAAAAUAAAAGAUAUAAAAUUGAGGAUAAUAAAAUUAAAGAAUCAAAUGAUUUUAAAGAAAAGUUUGGCAAAUAUUUUGAAUUAAUAAAAAAUAAGGUAAUUAAUAUUUUAAGUUAUAAUCAGAGUGAAAUACGAAAUGAGAAUUAUGGUGAAUUAAAUCUAUAUUCUCAGAAAACCGAUGAAGGGAUUACAAUUCAAGAUUUGGUAAUAAACAACCAUUUAAAUGGCUGGGAAGUAAUAGAAUAUAAAUUUGGAAAUUCCUUUGAGAAAAGUUACAAUUAUUUGAAUGAAAAAUUAUUUAAUAAAAUCACAUACUCUCAAAUCCCAUAUUUAGAAUGUAUUGAUAAUGUUGAAAAAAUAAGAGCAUUAAUAGAGAAUUUAUUUCAAAAAUUGAUUUCUGAAACAUCAUUAAUAUUAAAGAGUUAUAUGUUAUAUGGUUAUAUGUAUUAUAUUGUAGUUUUUAACGAAUAUCUAUUGGGAAGACAGAUUGCUGGUCAUUUACAAUAUUUAAUAUCACUAUUAAUAUCAGGAAACCAGAGUGACCAAUUUUACAGAAGUUUAGUAAUAUAUAUUUUACAUAUCAUAUUAUCAAUAUAUGAUGAAGCAAGACAAGAAUUUAUAAAAGUUGGUGGAUUUUUAUUAAUUAAUGAGUUCCUGUUGUAUUAUCAAAAAUCUUGGUCAGCAUGUAAGCAAUUAGGUAUAUAUAAUGAUGAAAAUAUAUUAAGAGAGAUAAGAAAGGAUUUAGAGAAUAAAGAAAAUAUUGAUUGGGAAAGAUAUGUUAAUAUAUUUAUUAAUAGAGAAGGUCAGAUAAGUAAUUAUAAGUUAUUUGAUGAAGAAAUACAACAAGAAUUAUUAGUUGAUGAAAAUAGAUUAAUUGAUAAUGGGGAUAUAAAUUUAGAUCUUGAUCAUAAAUAUAAAGAUCAAGAGUGUAAAGAGUUACAAGUUUUUAUAAUAGAUAUUCCAGAAAUUAAUGAUUUUAUUAAGGAUGGAAUGUUAUUAAAGAUUAACAAAAAAUUGAUUUUAGGAAAGAUAAAUUUAGAAGAAAUGAGAAAUAUGAAUCACAAACAAUAUAUGAACAUAUGGAUUACAAUAAUGAAUGAGGAUCAGUUGAGAAUGUCAAUAAGGGAUUAUUUGAAUUUAAAUGAUCAGAUAGAAAGUAUUAUAUCGUAUAUACCAAGUGAGAUUAAUACAGAUGAAUGUUUUAAUUCGAUAAAUUGUGCUACUCCUAACAAUUAUCAAAAAGUUGCAAAACAAAUAGACGAGGAUUUUAAUUCAACUGGAAAAAAAAUAUCCAUGAAAAGAAAAGAAGGAUUGUUAAAUAGGAUGUAUGAUUACGAUUUAUUAAAUUAUCGAGAGUUGUUAAUAUGGUUGAUAACUUUAAAUAAUUGUAUAAUACAAUCAAAAAUUUGGUUAUCUAGAAUUAUUAAAGAUGAAUCAUUUGAGGGGAUAAUUAAGAUUAUGAUCAAGUUAUUAUUAAAUAGAAAUAAGAUUCAAAGUUGUAAUAAUAAUAGUAGAUUUGAAUUAAAGGAGAAUUACCAUAUAUAUUGGAUAAGUAAGAUACUGAUUCAAAUAUUAAAAGCAGACCUAGUAUUAAUAUUAAAGAUGAUGGAACAUAAAAUUAUUGAGAUCUUAAUUAUGGUCAUUUUUAGAUUUGAUAGUCAUUAUGAAACAAGUUUUGAUUAUAUAAGAGAUGAAGUAAUUAAAUUAUUUAGAUUAUGUUUAAUAGCAUUGAAUCAAAUGAAUAAAGAUGAUAUAUUUAUUAAAGAUCAAAGGAUAAACAAUAAAGAAAAUAAGUUUAGAUGUAAUUCAAGUUGUAAUGUAAAAGAAGGUUGUAUUUAUGGUGAUAUAAUAUGCUUGAUAUCUCAUAUCAUGGAAGAUUUGGGAGUAGAAAAUAAUAUAGAGAUUGAGGAAUUUAGAAUGAUUCAAGUAUUUGGAAAUGGUAUAUAUUAUGCAAGUAAAUACAUUCCCGUGUCAAUAUUACAAAUAUUGAGAAUAAAUGAUCAUUUUGAUUUAAAAUUGGAGACAAAUAAUGAUGGAAUAGAACAGAUUGAUUAUUUUAGAAUAUUAGAGUUUAAAAAAUGUUUAGGAUUAUAUAAUAUUAAUCAUGGAAAUAAAGGUCAAAUAGAAGGAAUAAGAAUAAAAUGGGAUCAUUCAAGAAGAAUUAAUUUACUUAUAAAGUUAUCUAAAAUUUUGUAUUAUCAAGCAAUGGAAAUAGAUAACAAUAAUAAUGAUGAUAAUAAUAAUAAUAAUAAUAAUAAUAUUAACAAUAAUAAUAUUAAUAAUAAUAAUAUUAAUCAUACUAAAAAUUAUCAUGAAUUUGUACCUAUCAUAUCAGAUGAUUAUAUAGAGGAUUUUAUUAAAGCAAAAAAUCAAAGCAAAUUAAUUAAUAAUGAUUUGAAUAUAUAUGGGUAUUAUUUGAAUAGUUUAAGUGAAAGAUUGAGAGAAAUUAAGAAAAAGAAUUUUGAUGAUCAAAUAUCUAUAAUUGAAGUAUCUAAUGGUAAUUAUUGUGAAAAUAUAGAAAAUUGGAUACAAAUUUCUAGAGAGAAAUAUUCUCAAGAAUUAAUAGAAUUUAUGGAAUUUGAUCAAGAUAAAAUGACUAUAAUAUUUCAGAAUCAUUUUUAUAAUAAAUUUAAUCAUAAUUAUGAAAAUAAUAAUAAAAUUAAGAAUUUAUUUAUAUAUAAAAACUUAUGGAAUAUAUUACAAUACCAUUUAUAUAUAUAUUUUAAAUAUUAUUUAUUAUUGGAAACCAAUUUUAAUUACAGAGAUAAUCAAAAUCAUCAUCUUGAUUAUAUUUUACAAAAUAUAAUCAAAUUAUUAGAAUUACAAAGAGAUUUAUUUGUUAUGGGAAUAUCAUUUGUGAAUGAUAAUAGAAUAAGAAUAAUAAAUCAAGAAUUUAACAUUAAAGAGAAACAGCAAAAGUUAUUUAAUCAAUUAAUUAAUGUUUAUUAUCAGACAAUAAAUAAUAAUAUAGAAGAAAAUGUUAUAAUAAUAUUUUAUUUGGAUUUAUGUAAAAUAAUAGGAGAGAAAUAUAUAUUAAACAACAAUAUUGAUAAUUAUUGUAAUUUUAGAUAUUAUCAAAUAAAAAAAAUAUAUAAUUUAAGUUUAAGUAUUUUGAAUUUGGUGGGAGAAUACAAUAUAUAUUGUUUAAACAAAUUAAAAUUAAGUAAUGAUUUAAUAUUCAGAUAUGAAGAUAUAAAUAUUGAGAAAGAAAUAUUAUUAAAAAAUUUGAUUAAAGAAGAAAUAAAAGAUUAUUUAGAAUUAAAAAAUAUGGAUUUCAUGAAUAAAAAUAAUUUGAUUUUGGAAUUACUACUUAAAUAUGAUAAAGUAAUAGAUUCAUCAAAUCAAGAUAAUUUAAUGUUAAAUUAUCUAUUAUAUAGAUUAUAUCAAAAGAUCAGGUACAAUAAUAGUAAUAAUAAUAAUAAUAAUAAUAAUAAUAAUAUUGAAAAUGCAAUUAAAGAUUUAGACAUUUUUGAUUUAUUGGUGAAAUAUUUAAUUAAUAUUGAAAAAGAUUUGGAUUUGGAAAAAGUAAUAACUAUAAUCAUCAUUGAAAUUAUUAAAGAGUAUAUUAAUUGUGAUUUAAAUUAUAUAUUAAGAGGAAUAAGGCUCGGAUUAAUGUCUAAAUUAUUAAAUAUAUUAUUAAGAAAACAAAGUAUAAAAAUUAAUAUGUAUAUAAAAAAACAAAUAUAUGAAAUCUUAUUAUUAAUGUAUAGAGGAAGGAAUAAUUGUAUAAAUAAUACAAAAGAUAAUAUUAUUCAAGAAAUAUUUGAAUCAUUAUUAACUCCACCAAUAUGUAAAAUUAUUGACAUUGAAAAUAAUUAUCAAGUAUUUUUAACAAUAAUUAAUAGUGAGAUAAUAACAUAUCAAAUAAUAUGGACAAGAGGAAUGUAUAACCAAUUAUUAGAAUGGACAAAUAAAGAUUUUAUAAUUAAAAAUCAAUCAGAAAAUAUGAGAUUAAUAGAUUAUAGAGAAAGAUAUUAUAAGAUUGUAAAUAAUGAUUUAGGAGAUCAAAGAUAUAAUUUUUUAAAAGAAGAUUAUAUUAUGGGAAUAUAUAAAUCAUUAUAUAUAUUAGGAUAUGAAAAUAAAACUCAUAUUAUUGAUUUUAAUAUUAUAAUUAAUAUUGGAGAAAUAUUUGAUAAAGUAUUUAAAGAUAUAUCAAAAAUUAUAGAAUUUAAUAAAGAAGAAUUUUUUCAAAUUCAAAUUAAUAAUAAUAUUAUUCAUGAUAAUUUAUAUUUUCUAUAUAAAUUAAUAAAGAAUUAUGGAUUUAAAAAUUGUAUAAAUAAUGAAUUAAAUAUUAUUCAAAAAAUAAGAAUAAUGAAUAAUAUAAUGAUUAAAAAUCAGCAAAGUAUAAUAUAUUUUUUAGAAGAAAUGAAAAAUGAUAAUAAAGAAGAAGUUAUUCAAGAAAAUAUAACAAGAUAUAUUUGGGGAAUAUUAGAAGAGAUCAUGAUUUAUAUAGAAAGAGGAAUAAUCAAUCAUCAAGAUAAAAAAAUAGAAAAUACUAUAAAGAUUGAAAUUAAUAAAAUUGUUAUAAGAAUGAUAAUAUAUAUUCAAGAAAAUUAUUUAUUAAAAAAACAAGAGAGAAUAUUAAUAAUUGAGGAUUUAGAUGAGGAGAUUAAAGAUGAAAAACAAAAUAAUUUGAAAAUGGAAAAAGUUAUUAAAAUAUUGAAUAGAUUAAUUAAAAUGUAUAAAUAUAGAGGAUUAAAAGAUUUUAUUGAUUCAGAAUAUGAAGAUUUGAGUAUAUUAUUGGUAAUUAAUAUAAUGAUUAUAAUAUUUAAAUAUGAAAAUAUAUUAAGUUAUGAUCAUAUUAAUAAUAAUAACAAUAAUUUAUUAUUAUUAUUAAGAGAAAUGAUAAAUAAAUAUGUUGAUAUUAUGAAAGAGGAGAUAAUUAAUUGUGGAUAUAAUAAUAAAAAUAAUGUGAAAGAAUUAAAAUUGGUGAAUAUAAUAGAGAUGAUAAUAUAUCCUUUGAGUAAACCUAUUAGUAGAAAAUUAAGGAGAUUAUUAACACAAGAUAAUCAAAUGAAUGGAGUUAAUAGAAUAAUUACUCAAAAGAUUGCAUUGAAAAUGAUUAAAAAUUUAAUGAGUAAAGAAAAAAGUAUUGUUGAAAUAAUUAUGUCAACAAAUAAUGGGUUUACUUAUAAUAGUAAUAAUAAUAAUAAUAAUAAUAAUAAUAAUAAUAAUAGUAAUAAUAAUAAUUAUCAUCAUCAUCAUCACCAUAGAAUUAAUAUUGGUAAUAAAUAUAAUUCAUUAUAUUUUGAAAGAUUAGAAGGAGAGAAAAAAAUAGAAAAUAUUGAUUUCUUAGAAUGGUUUAUAAGAGAUCAUAAAGAAAUUAUGUUUGAAUGGAAUGAUUAUAUAAAAAAUGGUAUUUAUAUUAAAAUGAUUCAAAUAAAAAAUAGGAUGAACAAAUAUUUGAAAAAAUAUGAUAUAAAAUUAAAUUAUGAAUUAAUUAAAAGGAUUAUCAAGUAUGAGAAUUAUAUUAGUAUGAUAAGAGAAUAUAAGCAAGAAUGUAUUAAUUUCAAAAUUGGUAAAAAAAUUAAUCAAGAGAUAGAAAAAAGAAAGAUGAAUUAUAAUCAAAUAGAUGAUAUUGAGCAAAAUUAUAAGGAUUAUAUAUUAAAAUUGAUAUUAAUUAGAGAAAUUAAUAAUUUAACUAUGUUAUUAUUAAAAGAUCAAUAUAAGAAGAUGAUGAUAGAGUUAAUAUUAAUAAAAAAAUUUAAAGAUUUUUAUAAUUUAAUAAUGAAACAAAGUAAUGAUAUUAAUAUUUAUAAUGAUAAUUAUAUUCAUCUUAAUAAUAAUAGAUUGAUAGAAUAUAUUGGUAUUUCAAAUGAGGAAUUUCAAGAUAAUCAAAUAAUGGAUGAAAAUUAUCCAAUAUUAAAUGAGGAAAAGAAUGAAAGAAUGGUAAUAAUGUUGAAUAAAUUUAAACAAAAUGAUAAGAUUUAUAGAAUUGGAAAUAUGCAUCCAAAUUUGAGAGAAUUAUCAUUGGUGGUAAGUAGUAAUAAUAUUAAUAAUAAAAGUUUGUUAUUAUUCAAGAAUGAUUUAAAUAUUGAUUUUAAUAAUAAUGGUAUAAGUAAUAAUAAUAAUAAUAAUAAUAAUAAUAAUAAUAAUAAUAAUGAUUAUUAUUAUUAUAUUUAUAAUAAGAGACAAGUAUUAAUGAUAAUAAAAGAUAUGAUACAGAUUCUUCUAUUUAAUGAUACUAAUACCAAUACUAAUACUAAUACUAAUAUUGCUAAUAAUACCAUCAACACCACUACUAUUACUACUACUACUGUUGGUGGUGAACAGAGUAAUAAUAAUAUGAUAAUAUUAUCUAGAUUAGUAGACAAUAUAUUAACUAGAUUGAUAUUAUUUACAAUAAAAAGUAUUGGAAAUAAGAGUAAUAUUAUUCAUGGAAAAAUGACUGGUUAUAAUGGGAUAAAUUUGAGUAUAGAAUUAAUUGGAGAGGUAAUAAUUGACAUAAUGUCAUAUGAGCAGACCAAAAAUAUUGGGAAAUGUAUAGAUAAAGAGAGAAAUAGUGUUAUUGGUGAAGAAGAGGAAAAGAAGAAAGAGGAAGAAAAAGAAAUAUUUGAAAAUAUUGAAUGGGUAAUUAGUAAAAUAAAUGAAAUAGAAGAAAAAGAAUUAGUGGACGGUUUACUGUCAUUAUUUAUAUUAAAAAUGAGUAGAAAGUAUAAGAUAUUCAUGUAUGAGCAAAUAGUAAAAGUGAAAGAAGAAAAAGAAAAAAACAUUACUAAUAUCAGUAAGAAAGUUAUUAAAUACAAUUCAAAUGAAUUGGUAAUGUUUGAGAGUGAAUUAAAGCAAUUUUUAAAAGAGAGAAUGAAAAAUUUCAGAGGUGAAGAGUGGGGCGAGGAAGGGGAGGAGGAAGAGGAAGAGGAGGAAGAAGAAAAAGAAGAGGAAAAAGAGAAAGAAAAAGAAGAAGAGAAAAAAGAAGAAGAAAAAGAAGAAAAAGAAGAAGAGGAAAAAGAAGAAGAAAAAGAAGAAGAAGAAAUGGUUGAAGUUGGAGUAGAAGUCACAUUUGAAGAAGAUUUAGACGGAGAUGAUCAGGGAAUAGAAAUAGUAAUGGGGGAAGAUCAGUACUAUGAUCCAAUUACAAAGGCAAUGAUGAUAUGGGAGUAUUAA